CAAUGUGCCCCAUACCACAGUCAAUUUCCAACAGACAUCUGGAAUUCAGGCCCCAACACCCAUGGCCACCAUUCCUUUGCCUCCCACAGCAGCCAACCAAAGUGUGGCCUGGAAGAUCUUCUGUUUAUGCUGCAGAGAGUGUGAGGAGUCCUGUGUCAUCAGCAACUGCAAUGAUCCCAACCAAAUCCAAGAGCAUCAGCCAUCAGCCCAUGAUAUGCGGCUUCAGAAGAAUGGGCCUGGUGGACAAAACCCCAAGCAUGCUAAAGGAACCUCCCGCUUGCCUUCAGAAAAACCCCUGAUCCAUCCAAAAGAGACAGCUUCCUUGACCAACAGUGAUUUCAAGGAUCUGUAUACACGAGCUUCCCAAAGCAAUUUUUACAAGAGGAACCUAGAUCGCUACUCCCAGGAGCGCUGGCCUUUCCAGACGUGCUUCAUUGGGAGACCCUGA
Molecule: messenger RNA, 448 nt
Organism: Propithecus coquereli (Coquerel's sifaka)
Lineage: Eukaryota; Metazoa; Chordata; Mammalia; Primates; Indriidae
Gene: TEX48
Exons: 3
Coding region: 62-448 (128 amino acids)
Source: RefSeq, a predicted model, not a curated record